AUGUUAUAUAGUAGAAUUAUAGCAAAUGUUAAAUCAAAUACAUGGUUUGAUCAUUUACCCACGGAAAUUAUAUUUCUUAUAUUUGAUUAUUUAUCCAAUAAUGAGAUUAUUCAUACAUUCUUCUUCUUCAGUCAACGAUUAAAUAAUUUAUUAUUACAAAAUCAAUAUUAUUCUCGUUAUUUAGAAUUACCAACAACAUAUUUGACAAUAUGGAAAAAUAUUCUCUCAGUUAUUAGUUCACAAGUCGAAUAUUUAAAUAUUACUACAAUAUAUUUAACAUUACCAUUAUCAAUUUUUUCUAAUUUAAAAUCAAUAAUUAUUUCUUCAUCAUACGGUUUCCAGAAGAAUAAUUACAAUUAA
Molecule: messenger RNA, 360 nt
Organism: Rotaria sordida
Lineage: Eukaryota; Metazoa; Rotifera; Eurotatoria; Philodinida; Philodinidae
Source: the annotation of a GenBank genome assembly